CGAGGUGGUCACGGUGUGGUACCGGGCUCCCGAGAUCCUGCUGGGCCAGGAGGUCUACAGCGUGCCCGUGGACAUCUGGAGAGCGUCGGCUGCGUGAUGGGCGAGAUGGCCACCAGCACCCCCCUGUUCGGGGGCGACUCGGAGAUCCACACGCUCUUCAAGAUCUUCCAGAAGCUGGGGACACCCACAGAGGCGGAGUGGCCAGAGAUAGUCUCCUUGAAGGACUACAAGACCACAUUCCCGAAGUGGAAGUCCAGGGGCUGGGCCAACAUCCGGAACAUGAAGGCCCAGGUCGGCGCGGACGGCAUAGACCUCCUCGAGAAGCUCAUGGCCUACGACCCGAAGGCGCGGAUUUCGGCGCGGAUGGCGAAGGACCACGCGUAUUUCCGCGACGCCGCGGCCCUGCUGGCGGAGGAGGCGGGCGCCCUGGGAGGGCGGCAGCCGCAGCCGUGCGCGGCGUAGUGGCUCGGCCACGCGGAGAGGGGGGGGCCUUCCCACCUCCCCCUGCACCCAUGAUAAUGCGCGCCGCCAGGAAGCGGCUCUCGCUUCGGUGAUCCGCAGCAGCAGCCCCCGCCUCGCCCGAGGCGGGGCGCGAAUUGGCGCGAGGCCUCCGCCCCGUUGCCCCUGUCGUGCGCGCUGCUUCGGGCCCGGCCGCUCAAGCCCUGGCCCGAAGCCUUACGACGACCUGGGCGGGGCGCGCUGGGCCGGGGCUCGGUUGGCGGAGGAGGAGGGUUCCUCCUCCUCCUCCUCCUUC
This is a messenger RNA of Prorocentrum cordatum, 754 nucleotides long. Lineage: Eukaryota; Dinophyceae; Prorocentrales; Prorocentraceae. The record is from the annotation of a GenBank genome assembly.